CACUCAGGCCUUCCAUGAAGACAUAGUGAUAGAACCCUGGCCUUAAGUCCGUUAUCUUGAUGCUGUUAUAAGCCAACAUUCCAAAAAUAAAUAAAUAAAUAAAAAAAUAACAGAAAUUAACAGCAACUACAUACAGAUCCCAACAUUUCUGAACUAGAAGCAUUUUCUCCCCAGGGGAUGGGAUUACAGGUUUGACAAAUACUCUUCAUCUGGAAAAAAAAAAUAAAAAUAAAAAAUCACCUCUCUACCUCCCUGCCCCCAUCCCUCUCCACCCUUCUCCCUCCCCCCUGGGGCACGCAUCCUCUGACCACCUCAUCUCACUGGAAAGUUGAAAGAAAGCAGCACCCCAGCUGCACCCCUGUGAGCUCCCUGGGCUGGCACCCCGAAGUUCCCCGGCUGAGCCCUCCUCCCGGAGCCGGCGGCACAGGAGCUGGUACCUGCUCCGCCUCUCGCGGAGCCUGAAGGUCUGUCCGCAGCCCGACAGUUGUGUCUCCAUCUGGCUGCCAACCCACCCAAGCUUCCUUCUCCUCCACCGCCGCCACCUCCCCUCCUUCCCCCUCCCCUCCUUCCCUUCCUCUCCGGCUUCCCUCCCCACCCCCGCCCCCAAUCUCCUCCUCUUUUUCUCACUAAAAACGGCUGCUGCUACCGCUGCUGCUGCCGCCGGAGCCGAGCGUCACUUGGGUUCGCACCGCAGACAUGGCGACCCUGACAGCGGUCCAGCCGCUCACCCUGGACCGAGAUGUUGCCAGAGCAAUUGAAUUAUUGGAAAAACUACAGGAAUCCGGAGAAGUCCCAGUGCACAAGCUACAAUCCCUUAAGAAAGUGCUUCAGAGUGAGUUCUGUACUGCUAUUCGAGAGGUGUAUCAAUAUAUGCAUGAAACGAUAACUGUUAAUGGCUGUCCCGAAUUCCGUGCCAGGGCCACAGCAAAGAGUGUAGAAGGUGAACAUCAUGAGAAAGCUGUGGAACUACUCAAGGCUGCUAAGGACAGCGUCAAGCUGGUGGUGCGAUAUACCCCGAAGGUCCUGGAGGAAAUGGAGGCUCGCUUUGAGAAGCUUCGGACAGCACGGCGUCGGCAGCAGCAGCAACUGCUAAUUCAGCAGCAGCAACAGCAGCAGCAGCAACAAGCACAGCAAAACCACAUGUCAUAGGUACUUGAAGUAAAGCUACUUGAUCAAACAUCCGAUAGUCACAAAUUUGAAACCAUACGUCUGAAUCCCAGCACAUAGUAAAAAGAGAAGACAACACUGAUCAUUAUACCUGUCAAGAAGCUGUGAACGCGUGGUGUGUAAAUUCUUUACCAAGGCACCUCGACACCUUCUUUAUCUGGGCUGCACCCGGGCUGCCUGCUGCUCUUCACACACACAGACCUUCCGUUCACUGCAGUGGGAAUCCUCUGUGUGCCAUGGAGAGGUUUUCCCGUCUGCAGACUGAAAUAGUGUAAAAAUAAAGUCCAUGACUUUCAGAUUAAUCACCAGGGCCAGGAUUAAGUAAACCUUGGGUCUAUAGUUUUCCCAGAGAUGAACAAAACCCUCAUUAAGCUAUAGUUCAAACUGCAUCAGUUCAAUAUUGUCACCACUUAAAACCUACACAUUGCCCCUUACCCUGACCUGUUUCACGUCCAUAUUGCUGAGCUGUCAGAAUUAGAAAUUCAGUUAAUUGCAAAGUCAACAUCUUUUGCCCUUCUUGAAAACAAGUGAUUAUACUAUAUUUAUACACUCUUCAGGUUCUUGAAGCAAUUGGCUUUUUAUUUUGUUUCCUUGAAUUUUAUUAUGCAUUAAUAGAGUAGGCUGAUAUAGCUUAACCUUUAGUUUGCUAGAAGCAAGGAUAGAAAAAUCUAGUACUGUAAUUUUUUUUUAAUUUAAGCAUUGCUUGUAGCUAUUAUUAAUUCAGCAGAAUAUAAUGUAUAUUUAUUCCACAAAAUAUAUAUUAUUAGAGUGUAUUUGUUACAAACUUAGGUCUUUCCUUACCAAAUAUUAUGAAUCUGGUAAGAGAAUAUUAUUAGCAAAGGACCUGGUUUCAUGAACUGAUCCUCAUAUGAUAUUUAUAUAUAACCCUGCCCUCAAUAUUAUUUUUUGGUUUUAUAUUUUUGAUUGAUAGGCUCUAGAGAAAUCUACACUCUUUCUGCCUACAUUGAUGUGCUGUAAUAGAAGUCUAUUUGAUAUUUUAAAGCUUACAGCUUUAACAAAAACUAAAUUAUAAUACGUGUGCGUGUAUAUAUAAACAAAUAUGUAUGUCAUACAAAGUUUACAUAAAUUUCUUCAAUUAUAAAAUGGAGAUUUUUGGCAAUCUAUGAUCCAAAGUAUUAUCCCUUCUAAAAUUAGGCAUAUGCGAACCAGUGAUACUAAUAUUGUGAAUGAAAAGACACUGCUGCUUCUAGGGGGUAAAGAUACCGCCUUCAUUCCACAAUUCAUGUAAGUAAAUAGACAAUGAGGUAAUCAUCUUUCAGAAUCUAUAAUUUACUGGAAAAUGACCUGUUAGAGCCACAUGUACAGGUUAUAACUUUUUAGCUUAUGGUAAACCUAGGCACAUAAGUCUGGUUUUACUCUAUGGAAUGAAUAGGGAGCAAUAAUUAUUUGGGCAUUUAAAUAUCUUAAGCACACAAGGGUACCUGAAAAAAGAAUAAAUAUCCAGUAGAAGUAUUCUAGGUAGAUCAUUAAAACUGAGGCAAGUAUUUGAAUAUCCCCUCUUCUCAAAUGCAGAAAUUGAUCACCAAAGGUAAAAUAGAAUUCUCACAUUUUAGACAGCCCUCCAAAUCAAAAAUCUAUAAAGCUCAGUUUAGGAACUGUUUUCAAGAAGAUAAACAAAUCAGGAUUACCCCACACAUUUUAGUUUGCCCUGUCAGGUGACGAUGUCCUCAAUGCCAAGUUCUGCCUACUCUUCAUAGCCCAUCACCCAACAGAGGAUAAACAGCAAAGAAACUAGGAGUUAUACCAACUUCAACAAGAUUCUGCUGUAGUAACAGAUUCUCAGGCUUAAAAACAUCAUUUUUUACUAGACAGAGCUGGGUGGAGGGCAAGGCUAAGGACUCUGAAUAUUGUGUAAAAUAGGUUUGCAAAAGAAAUAAGCAUGACUAAAGAGAACAAAUGGAGACCACUUGAGUAUUAUUCAGUUUGAAAGAGAUAGUUCUCAUUUUUAUAGGAAAAGUUUAAUAAAACAUAUAUUUUAGUUAUCAUUUAACAAAGAAAUAUUAAAGGUAUUCAGGCAAUGCCACUGAUUCUCAGAAAGAGAAGUCAUUGAACCUUUGUAAUGAGGAAAUGGUCAUUUCAACACAUUUUAAUACAUUGUAUAAAUUUGGAGCUUAAGGUAUGUUUUUAUUUAGCUGUAUUUGGUUAAUGUUAAAUUAUCAUGUUUUAACAUCAAUAUACAUAUUUUCAUGGAGUUACAGAACAAUUAACAAAUGAGCAGAUACCUUACAUUUGUGUUUUCUAGAAGUUUUUGUAUUUUUGUGCUUCAUUUGCAUAAAGAUAAAUGCUAAUACAUUUUUGCCAGGCCCUUUGUCACAGUGGAUGGGCAAUCCAUCACACGUAAGACAUUUAAGAACAAAGUACAUAUCCCAGUGUUCCUGCAUACAAGUGUCCAAUCAAAUGGACACAUUUCUUUAGUAAAAUCUAGUUGUUGAAAUGUAAAUCUUCCCCUAAAGUUUUAGUCAAAAGUAACUACGCCCAAGACUUAAAGAGGGGAGGGGAAAAAUAAAAGCUCAACCGGUGUGUUUCA
Molecule: messenger RNA, 3715 nt
Organism: Pipistrellus kuhlii (Kuhl's pipistrelle)
Lineage: Eukaryota; Metazoa; Chordata; Mammalia; Chiroptera; Vespertilionidae
Gene: LIN7A
Product: lin-7 homolog A, crumbs cell polarity complex component
Exons: 5
Coding region: 697-1149 (150 amino acids)
Biological process (GO): maintenance of epithelial cell apical/basal polarity; protein localization to basolateral plasma membrane; neurotransmitter secretion
Cellular component (GO): MPP7-DLG1-LIN7 complex; basolateral plasma membrane; cell-cell junction
Molecular function (GO): L27 domain binding
Source: RefSeq, a predicted model, not a curated record